Molecule: messenger RNA, 7436 nt
Organism: Acanthochromis polyacanthus (spiny chromis)
Lineage: Eukaryota; Metazoa; Chordata; Actinopteri; Pomacentridae
Gene: nfascb
Product: neurofascin homolog (chicken) b
Exons: 27
Coding region: 2959-6498 (1179 amino acids)
Biological process (GO): cell-cell adhesion
Molecular function (GO): protein binding
Source: RefSeq, a predicted model, not a curated record
CUUCUUUAGCAAAGUCUAAAUGCUAGUUUCUGGAAAUUAAGUGUGCAGAAUUAGAGCACAUGAAGACACUUCAGAGUGAGUGUGUGCUGCCAUGUGAAGGAGAGCUUUACUCCUUGCAGCUGUUGUUCAAGACAGGCGUCAAUGGAAGUCAAGGUUUUAAUGAUGUCAUAGUCUGAGUUGAGAAGUGGGGGGAGUGAACGCAAUAUUGUGCAGCUCUCGACAUGAAUGAACAUCACUUUUUGUGACGUGGCAAAGAAGUUACAGAAACAAAUUAGAAUAAAUUUAAACUUUAUGUGAACUGUGAAGAAGAUCAUGGCACCGAAUAUUCAUGGUUCUUUGUGUUUUUAGCCACAGUAGUAGCACAGAUGUGUGAAAGCUCAAUACUUUUACCUGUAUUGAAAUGGCUCAACAAAUGUUGAAUGGAUUGUCAUGAAAUCUGGAAUAGAAAAUUAAUCCAUAUGGUUUUUGGUGUUCCCCUGAUUUGUCCUCGAGUGCCAUCAGCCUGUCAGUUUGUUAAAUAUAUCUUGUAUCGAUAUGAUAGAUUGGUGCACAUUUUUGUGCAGAUAUAUAUAGUUAAUGGUGAAUCUGUUGACUUUUCUUUGAGUACUUGCCAUUUCUCCAUUUCUUACCUUUUUUUUUCAAAACUAUCAACAUUCCUGUGCUUUGUGCAAAAUAAUAGCAUACCAAUAAGGGAAACUCCAGUGGUUGGCAUGGCAACAUGACACCUGCUCAUCAGCAUCUCGUGAGCUGACAUUAGCAUUAAGCAUUUAUAUUCUCUCACGUGUGGAUGGACAUAAUGUUAGGAGCACUUCCAGAGGAGUGAAAAAUUAAAGGCAAUAUCAACAUAAAGUGAGGUGUUGGCCCUUCACGUGCAACAUUAGUGCACCUUAGCGCACCUUAGCAGUGAUUCCACAAGGGAUGAAACUCCUCUUCAUCCAUAAGAAAUUCUCUCAAUUGGUGCUUUUGGUGUCCAGCAUGUCAGUCCACACUCUCACAAAGGUGUUCACUUGAGCUGAAAUCAGGUUCCUGCGAAGGCCAUAGUGUUGUUUCACAUCAUUUUCUUGUUCAUCAAACCAUUCAGAGCCCCAUGCAUGGAAUUUUCUUGCCACAGCUCACCCGAACCAGAAAGUCUGUGUUCAGUUUUGAGAGACAAUAUUGUUUUAAUUGCACAGUAGGGAUGAUGUAAUUUAGCCCUGAGUCCUCUUCGACAGGAGUUUCUCUCCAUCCUCCUCUUGUGCUUUCCCCGAUGCAGUGACGUCAAAGUGCAAAUGGUAGGUGCUCCGGGUCUGAACGGGCAGCUUGUGUGGUUGAACACUCGUUCUCACAUGCCAUCUGCUCUUACACGAGCUCUGGACGCUCGUGCCAAAGGAGACCCGCGAGCAUAGAGACCUUUUUGUCGUCACUCAGCUGGCUUUAUCCGCCUCUGUGCCUCUUCACUGUGCAAUCUGGUGCAUGGCACUGAUCACUGCUCACUUCCAGGCCUGCCUCAGUCCAAUGUAUGGGGAGAAAAGCCCGUUCUGAUAGCCAAGAAGCUCAGCAUACCCCUCCAGCUUUUGUGCUCUGUGUGAAGCAAGUUCAGUUGCAUUUUAGAUGUCAACAUAGAGAAGGAGAUCAGGGCAAGAGGAUAAAAAAGCAUGAGGUAUGGAUCGCAGCAGGUUACAUCACAAGUGCACUAACUGAAAAUAUGAAUGAUGCAUGUACACAUUUUGAUUUUUGACUUGUAAGUACAGGUUUUAUUUUAUUUGUAAGUUGAAGGGCCACCUCAUUUUACCCCACCUCCCCACCAAGCCAUUGUUUAGUCCAGUCAGUGCUGGUCUGUAUAUGCAGCCCCAUGUGAAUGCCUGAAAGCCUACACAGGUCAGGACUCUGUUGACAGCCUUGAGAUAGCUUUUGUUUUACACAAAUACAGCUUCUCCUGUAUCUUUGGCACUUUUUCCAGGAAAAGAAAAUUGCUUCUUCCCCCCGUAGGAUUUUGUCAGAUGAAUGGUAGCAACCUUUUGCCCCUCUUUUUUGCAUUUGAAUGACAGUAUGCAAACAAAUCCGUUUCACAAAACGAGGAUAGGUUCUAAUUGGUAUUUUGGAAAACUGGGGGGAAUUAAAAAUGCAGAGCUGUGUGGAAGAGGUUUAAAAUGUUUUUCUUAUAUCUGGAAGUUAGUUGUGCCAAUAGGUCUGGCUAUGUGAGACCAGAAGUUGGAUAUUUCCAGCCCUUGUCAGAAAGUCAUGUGAUUUGAAAUUUGCAAAACAUGUAAAAUUCAUAUGACAGAAACAAUUGCUUUCAUUCUCCACUGCCCAGUUCCCUCCAGUCAACAAUAAAACCCACAUUUUGAUGUCAUCAAAACCAACAUCAAUGCAAUCUGUCUUAUCUGGGCUGUUAUGUGCUUUCAUUUUUGCCUAAUCUUGUGGGCAAAGCAAUUUUUUCCUCACACUGAACCAGCUGAAAGCAAACAGUCUUCCACUAUAAUGACGAAAAAUCAGGCUCCAGGAAAAUAUGUCAUUCCAUAUAAAAUCCUCCCCCAACCACUGGUGUAAUAAAUUCAUUUAUUUCUCAGAACUCCAGUUUAUGCAUUGUGCGGACAAACUUUGUGGUUGAUGAGGACAAACUGUUCAGAUUUAUGCGAGCCUGGCCCGAACAGUGAAGUGGGUGAAGUGUAGGUGUUGUAUGGGGCUCAUUCAUUAUUCAUGAGCUGGGUGGGCAGAGUGUAAGUGGCAGUGACACACAGAAACUCAAUUUCUGAUGGGUAUCAACUCCUCAAGGGUUCUUGACCUGAUAUUUGAGGGGCUGAGGCAUUAAUUGCUAUACUACAUAAACAAGAAUAAUUUCCUGGAGAAAAGUCACUGGAUUAUUGAUGCAUCAGGGAAGCCACAGAGAUGGGGAGGAGAGAGCCCUGAUUUGACUUUACAUGAGCGUGCAGGAGAAUUGGUGACCAACGUUAGUACUGGACUAAAUGAACUGUAAAGAUGGGGACACUGGUCGAACCAGCGCUGCUGCUACUUCUAUGGCAGAGUGUUUGGGCUUUGGACAUUCCUCUGGAGGUCAGACAACCCCCAACCAUCAUAAAGCAGUCAAUGAAGGAGCAUAUUGUUGACCCCAAAGAUACCAUGGUCAUCGAGUGUGAAGCCAAAGGGAACCCGCAUCCUAUUUUCUCAUGGAGGCGUAACGGGAAGUAUUUCAACGUGGCACGUGACUCCCAGGCAUCGAUGCGCAGGCGCUCAGGGACUCUGGACAUCUACACCAAGAACAAUCCAGAACAGUAUGAGGCAGAGUAUCAGUGCAUCGCCUCCAAUGAGUAUGGAUCAGCGUACUCCAAUAAGAUCAGACUACAGCUGUACAGAGCUCCUGUGUGGCCAAGGGAGAUUCUGGAGCCCGUGGUGGUCAGCGCUGGUUUGCCUCUGGUCCUGUCCUGUGACCCUCCGCCUGGCCCACCGAAACCUGAAACCUAUUGGAUGUCCAGCUGCUCAUAUGCGAGACCUUUCAACUGGCCAAUCCAGACAGCUUUCCCCACCAUGCAGGCUGUGUGGCCGGACCGCAGGGUUUCCAUGGGAGUCAAUGGAGAUCUGUAUUUCUCUAAUGUGCUGAUUAAUGACUCUGUUGCUGAUUACUGCUGUAAUGCCCGCUUCCCCUACAAGAAUGUCAUUCAACAGAAGAUGCCUGUGGUAGUGAAGGUGCUUACAACUCGUACGGUGUCAGAGGCUGCCCCCACCUGGUUGUCCCCCACAGGUUCAUCAAGCUCCAUACUGGUCUUGCAAGGAGAGGAGCUGCUCCUGGAGUGCAUUGCUGCAGGAAUGCCAACUCCCCACAUUACCUGGACCAAGGAUGGAGAGGACCUUGCAGUGACGUCACGCAUGAAAGUAAAGAACUUCAACAAGAUGAUUCAAAUCCCAAAGGCGUCCUUUGAUGAUGUGGGUGAAUACACCUGCACUGCUACCAACAGGCUGGGCUACAUCCAGCACACGAUAACUGUCAGGGUCAAAGCGGCUCCGUUUUGGUUAGAGAAGCCCACUGAUUUGAUUUUGGCCCCGGAGGAAAACGGGCGGUUGGUGUGUCGUUCUGAUGGGGCUCCUCGUCCCACAAUCAGCUGGUCCAUCAAUGGGGAACCAAUUGAAACUGCUGAUCCACAGCCUAACAGACAGGUGUCAGGAGACACGCUAAUCUUCCGUUCUGUGAGCGCUUCAAACACUGCUGUCUACCAGUGCAAUGCUUCAAAUCAGUUUGGUUACUUAUUGGCUAAUGCAUUUGUCAACGUGAUACAUGCAACCCCUCGUAUUCUUGGACCAAGAAAUGAACACAUAAAGGUGAUAGAAGGUAGUCAUGCUUUAUUAGACUGCCGCUACUUUGGGUCUCCAGUACCGGAGUUGAGAUGGUCCAGAUAUGGACAAGGAAAUCUUGAAGGAAAUCGCUUCAAGACCCACAGUAAUGGGACGCUGGAGAUCAAACGCAUACAGAUAGAAGACCAGGGAACUUACCUGUGUAUAAUCAGCAACAUCGCAGGAAGAGAUGAGAAUCAGGUCCGAAUAGAGGUCAAAGAACCCAUAAUAAUUGUUACAAAACCACAGAGUAUGAAAGUCAUGCGUGGAACUGAUGUGCGGUUAGAGUGCGGAGUUAAAGCAGAUAUCACGACUCCUGUCACAACCAACUGGUUAAAAAACAAAAAGCAUGUCACUCUUGGCUGGAGGAUCUCUCUGGAUGAAUCAAAUCUGGUCAUCACUAAUGUAAACAGAGGAGAUGAAGGCAAUUAUACAUGUGUGAUCAAGAAUGAGCUGGACCAGAAGUCUGCUUCAGCACACCUAAUGGUGAUGGAUCGUCCAAAUCCUCCGACUAACUUGGAGUUGUCAGAUCCAUAUGAGCGGACUGUAAGACUCAGCUGGGUUCCUGGAGACAGCAACCACAGCCCCAUCACAGAGUACUUGGUGCAGUUUGACGAUGACGACUGGCUGCCUGGGAAGUGGAGAAACCUUUCAACGUAUCCCGGGACCCUCAACUCUGUCAUUUUGCACCUCGCACCUUUCUCCUACUACGAAUUCAGGGUCAUCGCCAUUAAUGAAAUCGGAGCGAGUCGCCCCAGUCGUCCUUCUACGCGCUUCCAGACCAGCGGUGCACCUCCAGAUGUCAUCCCAAAGAAUUUAAAAGGUGUGGGUACAUGGAGAAACAACAUGGAGAUCAGCUGGGAGCCUCUGACCUACAGAGAGUGGAAUGGACCCAAACUUAAGUAUUUGGUGUGGUGGAGAAGGAGAGAUUCUCGAGAGGAGUGGAAGAACGCAACCACAAAGUGGCUGAAAUACUACAUCUAUGAUGCCGACACCUUCACACCUUAUGAGCUCAAAGUCCAGGCUGUCAACGACUUUGGGUUGGGACCAGAGUCUCCUGUUGUUAUCGGGUAUUCUGGUGAAGACCGUCCUAUAGCUGCACCCCUGAACCUCAGAGUGUCUGACAUCGAGAGCACACAGGUGACUGUACACUGGGACACCGUGACACGAGGUUCUAUUAUGGGAGAAUUGAAAGAAUACAAGGUGUACUACUGGAGGGACAGCAGCCAGCUGAGGUGGCACUGGGUCAACAGAGCGAUGAAAUCCAAAUCGUUUCCAGACGAUGUGCCAGAGCCUUCUGGGAUUGUCACCAACCUUAUUCCCUAUAGCAACUACAAGAUGUACAUAGUGGUGGCAAAUAAUCGAUACGAAGGGCCGCCAAGUAAUAACAUACACUUUUCAACACCUGAAGGAGUACCAUCUGCUCCCACAUCCUUCAGGAUCCAACAGCGACAUCUGGAUAGUAUUUAUGUUGACUGGGACCUGCCAGCAGAGCCCAACGGUAUCAUUACGGGGUAUUCCCUCAAGUAUCAGACAGUGAAUGCCACCAGAGGAGAGGAGCUGAGAGUCGAGGAGUUCCCUCCUAACACAACCAGCUUCUCAAUCCGGAGAUUCGACCGCUACACUCGAUACAGAUUCUCAGUGGCAGCACGAACUCGGCUGGGGUUAGGGGAGUGGCACACAGAGGAGUCGCCCCACUACACCACAGAAAUAUACGCUCAGGACCAGGUGGACAUCACCACCCAGGGGUGGUUCAUUGGGAUAAUGUGUGCCGUGGCUCUCAUCGUGCUCAUCCUCCUCAUCGUGUGCUUCAUCAAGAGGAGCAGAGGGGGGAAAUACCCAGUACGUGAAAAAAAGGACAUUUCACUGGAGCCGGUGGAUGACAAAGAUCAAGAGGGUUCAUUUGAUUAUCGGUCCCUUGAAAGGAUCACACGUGUCUCCACUCUGCCCUACCCUCGGAGAGAGGAGGAAAGAGGGCUUCAAAGAGGCCAGCCAUCUAUUGAGGCUAUGAUGAAGCGAUCGGACAGCGAUGACAGUCUGGUGGAAUAUGGAGAAGGGGGCGAGAUACCAUUUAAUGAGGAUGGCUCAUUCAUUGGCCAGUACACAGGAACCAGGAGAGAUGUCAGGGAGUUGGACUUUGGUGGAAAUCUGGAGCUCCACUCACCGAUGAACACCAUCUACUCCCUGGCGUAACUUCAGACUGCCCUCCGCACUUCAUCUCAGCCAUUUGCCGCUGUGCUUGUACCGUUCAUUUCGAGUGAAGAACCUGAAGGAACUUGUAGGAGGAUCUAUAGGAGGAAACGGCAAGAGACUGAGAAGCUGUUCAGUCCUCCUUUUUCUUGGAGACAACAAAACUUUCAUGCAUUUGAGGAAGAAAAGAUGGAAAAGUUGGAACCAUCUUUCUAGAAAGAAAAGGAAGCUUUACCUUUUCUUUUGAGAUUAAAGAUACCGUGUGUUUGUGCACAUGCCUUCAAUUAUCCUUUCGAUGGAGAGACUCUGGCUGUGCAUCACACGGGACAGAAGUGGAUCAGUUUAUCAUGUUGAUAAAAGCAGUUGCAAGGACCAAAUUAACUACUGUUGUUGCAUCUUUUUCUUUCUACUAAUUUCAAGAACGAGAUUUGUGUUAUUUUUGUGUACUUGCGAUUUAAAAUAAGGACGGCACACCAAACUUUCACCAUCAGAGGAGCUUUGGUGUAAUCUCAGAAUGCAGACAUUCUCCACCAUGAUUCAUACACCAGAGCUGAACGUAUAAUGUGAGAGUGAGAAAGUGAUAGAUGAAGGAAAAUAUGAUUGCCGGGGAUAAUUCAUUCAUUCGUCAAUUUGCACUUUGGUCUAACGGAGAGACCUCAAACCAUUUAGGGAAUCAGCAAGCAGCCAUGAACCAGCUGUAAAAUCACAUGUUGCUCUUGAACUGGCCACCUUAAUUUAUAAUGAUUAUUAAUCAUUAUGUAACAGCGUUUAUUUGACUCCUAACAUUGUCUGUGUAUUAAGCCAGUUCUGCCUUAAUUUAAAUAAAGUGAGGGUAUUUAUUUCUAGCAUGUCUUAUAUGAAUGUGGAUUCUGCUGCUCUGUUUAAAUCUUAAAGGGAUAACCAGGUUUACUAUUCUUUGAAUAAAAUUACAAUUUCCCACA